Betta splendens (Siamese fighting fish) is the source of this 3308-nucleotide messenger RNA. Its product is annotated as plastin-1-like. Lineage: Eukaryota; Metazoa; Chordata; Actinopteri; Anabantiformes; Osphronemidae. Gene Ontology annotation, biological process: actin filament network formation; actin filament bundle assembly. Gene Ontology annotation, cellular component: actin filament; cytoplasm; actin filament bundle. Gene Ontology annotation, molecular function: calcium ion binding; actin filament binding. The record is from RefSeq and is a predicted model, not a curated record. The coding region runs from base 896 to 2911 and encodes 671 amino acids. The transcript is spliced from 16 exons.
AGCCGACACGCCCCCUCAGUCCCUCUCUCCCUCUCUGUCGCUCUCCCCGAGGUCAUGUGUUCAAUAAUAAUAAUGAUGUUUGCACUUUGAUUGUCAAUCACUUGGGAGAAACAGUGAACGCGUGCAUGUGGGGUCCCACGGCUCCCACAGUGCGUGACUGGACCGGAACCAGUCAUCAGCUGCUCGCAGCGGUGUGUGGCCCACGUGAGCAGAAGCUCAUCUCUGUGGUUUUCACCUUUCUGCUUGUGUGCUUUUAUGAGCCACUGAAUCAUACAAAACGCCCAUGUGAAAGUUUUGAGCCGUUGGACCCAUCGGAACCCGUCCUGGCUCAGGGUCCACUUCACCGGAUAGAGGUGGAGUGCCUGCCGGAGACCCGUCAUAAGGAGGAGGGAGUAACCGGAGAUCACCUCAGAGUCACAGAGUGAAACUGAGCAGAUCAGGUGUCUGAAAAGAAACAGAGCUACAUCACAGUAAAGGGCAGGUGGGAAGAUGGAGUCCCCCGGCUUUGUGGAUUAAGAGGAAACAAGCAGCUUCUUUAUGGGAGAAGUUAGAAAAAAUGUGUUUUUCUUGGCCGAGGGGGAUUCACGCCGCAUCGCCUGGACUUUUAAGUUGUGUUGGAGGUCAGAAGAGAGACGCGUUAGAAGCAGAAAAAGGGAGCUGACGAGCAAUGGCCAAGAUCUACACACGUGGGAAAUAAAAAGAAGAAGAAGAAGAAGCUGAAGAAUUUUAAGAACCUUCAGCCUGUCUGGGACUGAACGGUCCAGCCCGGCCAAAGGUCCACCGGGCCACUCCACAGUCACUUCCCUCUGGACGGCUCCACUCCUGCAGCUGAGGCAUCUGCACCAAGGGGGUUCGAACUCCAGGCAGGACUGAGAGGAAACGCACACGGGCUCUUAUGAAGGGGAACAAAGCGGGACCCGCCAUGGAGAACCAUGUCACACAGAUCUCCAGAGACGACCUGGAGGAACUGAGAGAGGCCUUCAAUAAAAUCGAUAUCGACAACAGCGGCUACGUGAGCGACUUCGAGCUCCAGGAGCUGUUCAGAGAGGCCAGCUUCUCGCUGCCGGGCUACAAGGUGCGGGAGAUCGCCGAGAUCUUCGUCUCCGGGGACAAGAACAAGGACGAGAAGAUCAGCUUCGAGGAGUUCGUCUCUAUCUAUCAGGAGCUGAAGAGCAAGGAGUUCAGCGAGACGUUCAAGAAGACCGUCACGAGGAGGGACGGGAUCCGCUCCUUCGGGGGAACGUCUGGAGUCUCCAGUGAGGGAACGCAGCACUCCUACUCUGAUGAGGAGAAAGUGGCCUUUGUCAACUGGAUCAACAAAUCUUUAGCUAAAGACCCAGACUGUCAACAUCUGGUGCCCAUCAACCCGGACGAUGAAAGCCUCUUCCGCUCCGUCCGCGACGGAAUCCUGCUAUGCAAAAUGAUCAACCUGUCGCAGCCCGACACGGUCGACGAAAGAGUCAUCAACACAAAGAAGCUCACCACCUUCAAAAUGACAGAGAAUUUGGUCUUGGCUCUGAAUUCCGCCUCAGCGAUCGGCUGCACGGUGGUCAACAUCGACGCCCAUGAUCUGAUGGCCGGGAAACCCCACCUGGUGCUGGGGCUGCUGUGGCAGGUCAUCAAGGUCGGCCUGUUCGCCGACAUAGAGAUCAGCAGAAACGAAGCUCUGAUGAGCCUCCUAAAAGACGGGGAAACGCUCGACCACCUGAUGUCUCUCUCCCCCGAGGAGCUGCUGCUGCGCUGGGUCAACUAUCACCUGAGCAACGCGGGAACGCAGACCAUCAGGAACUUCAGCGAGGACAUAAAGGUCCCUGCUGAGCACACACACACACACACACACACACACACACACACACACACACACACAGUGACCCUGUCUUCUCUCCUCCCCCAGGACUCGCGGGCCUACUUCUACCUGCUGGACCAGAUCACCUCCCACGAGGAGCAUCAGCAUAGGAUGAUUUUCAAAAUCGACAUGAGCGGCUUGAACGAGCGUGAUCUGGAGCGUCGGGCCGAGCUGAUGCUGCAGCAAGCGGCCCGGAUCGACUGCAGGCAGUUCGUGUCUCCGCACGACGUCACGUCUGGGAACAGCAAGCUCAACAUGGCCUUCGUGGCCAACCUGUACAACACGUACCCGGCCCUGCAGAAGGCGCCGAGCAGCGACGCCGACGCGCCACACAUACAAAGUGAGACCAGAGAGGAGAAAACAUUCCGCAACUGGAUCAACUCCCUGGGCGUCAAUCCAUACGUCAACCACCUGUACCAUGAUCUGUGUGACGGGCUGGUGAUCCUGCAGCUUUAUGAGAAGGUUAACGUGCCUGUGAACUGGAAGAGCGUCAACAACGCCCCGUAUCCUGCCCUGGGGGCCAACAUGAAGAUGCUGGAGAACUGUAACUAUGCGGUGAAGCUGGGCAGAGACGUAGCACAUUUCUCUCUAGUGGGCGUCGGGGGAGAAAACCUCAACGAGGGGAGUCAGGUUCACACCCUGGCGUUGGUCUGGCAGCUGAUGAGGAGGUACACGGUUCUGGUUUUGUCCGAUCUUGGGGAUGGAGAGAAAGCCGGCGAUCAGAUCAUUCUCAACUGGGUCAACACCACUUUGAGCCAGAAACGCAAGGACACGCAGAUCAGCAGCUUCAAGGACAAGCUGAUCAGCACCAGUUUACCUGUCAUUGACCUGAUCGACGCCAUCGCUCCCGGCACUGUCAAGUGGGACAUGGUGAAGAGAGGCGAGAAAGGAGUGUUGAGGGACGCAGACAAGCUGGACAACGCCAAGUAUGCUGUAUCACUGGCUCGGAAGAUCGGCGCUCGGGUCUACGCGCUGCCGGACGAUUUGGUGGAAGUGAACCCCAAGAUGGUGCUGACGGUGUUCGCCUGCCUCAUGGGCCACGGCUUGAAAAAGGUCAACCGCUGAAACGAGCAUGAGUUAACCACAGAUAAACAUUGUGUUUUAAUGCAGUUUUUAUCUUUUAUUUACACUUUUAUCAUAAUUGUUAUUUCUUAUAUUUGACUUGCCUUGCUGUAAUUACUAGACAGUGGGGAGGCUGCUGUCUGUUCUCAUUUCAUGUAAAGGCUAAAAGCCUAAAUUAGAAUAAUCUCUCAUGAGCAGAAUUAUCCUCUGUGAUGUUAUGAGACAAAUGCGUAGUUGUUCUUUUUAAUAUGAUAUUUAGGACAUUUCAUCUGCUUGUUCCUUUUGCAAAAGGAGAUUGAAAAGAUACUGAAUCAUUAACACACCUUUCGUUUCGAGAAUAAUUUUAAGUGUAUGUAAAUGUUGGUCAUUCAUAUUGCUAUUUAAUAAACAAAGAAUCUUU